UUUCCUGGCGCUAAGCGCCAAAUUUGAACCUGCCGCCAUCUUGAGCGGCGGUGUUGCGCCGGGCGCGGGCACCAUGGCGCCCGGGACCAAAGGAGAUGUGCGCAAUCCAGCAUUACCUUCGUCAAAUUCACUUAAUGCUGAAGGUGAUGCCAUCAAGGUUUAUGUGAGAGUGCGUCCUCCUUCAGAAGGACCUACAGUAGCUGAUGGGGAUCAAGGCUUGUGCUUAUCAGUUCUUUCAUCAAAUACUAUCCGUCUGCAUUCGAAGCCUGAACCCAAGAUCUUCACUUUUGACCAUGUUGCAAAUAUAGACACAACACAGGAGUCAGUGUUUUCAAGUGUGGCCAAAACCAUUGUUGAAUCUUGUAUGAAUGGUUAUAAUGGGACCAUCUUUGCUUAUGGUCAGACUGGUUCAGGGAAAACAUUUACUAUGAUGGGUCCAUCUGAUUCUGAUAAUUUCACUCAUAAUCUGAGAGGUGUAAUUCCUCGGAGUUUUGAAUAUUUGUUUUUUCUGAUUGAACGUGAAAAGGAAAAGGCUGGCACUGGAAAGAGUUUUCUCUGCAAGUGCUCCUUUAUUGAAAUCUACAAUGAACAGAUAUUUGACUUGCUGGAUUCUGCUUCAGCUGGACUUUUUCUCAGGGAACAUAUCAAGAAGGGAGUCUUUGUUGUUGGUGCUGUAGAGCAGGUGUUAACAUCAGCUGCAGAAGCAUAUCAGGUGUUAACUAUGGGCUGGAGAAAUCGUCGCGUAGCAUCUACCUCCAUGAACAGAGAGUCCUCAAGGUCACAUGCUGUUUUCACUAUCACAGUAGAAUCAAUGGAGAAGAACAAUGAAAUUGUUAAUAUCCGAUCCUCCCAGCUUAAUUUGGUAGACUUGGCAGGAUCUGAGAGACAAAAAGAUACCCAUGCAGAAGGAGUGAGAUUAAAGGAAGCAGGUAAUAUAAACCGAUCAUUAAGCUGCCUAGGCCAAGUGAUUACAGCACUUGUUGAUGUGGGUAAUGGAAAAUCAAGACACAUUUGUUACAGGGAUUCCAGACUCACUUUCCUACUACGGGAUUCUCUUGGAGGUAAUGCAAAAACAUGCAUAAUUGCAAAUGUUCACCCUGGAUCCAGGUGUUUUGGUGAAACUUUGUCCACCCUUAAUUUUGCUCAGAGAGCAAAGUUGAUUAAAAACAAGGCUAUUAUAAAUGAAGACACACAAGGAAAUGUGAGCCAGCUACAAGCUGAGGUGAAAAAACUGAAGGAACAGCUUGCUCAGCUUACUUCAGGACAGUCUACACAUGAUAUUUCUGUUUUACAAGCUGCUGCUGGGCAAAGAGAGGAGAAGAAUUACAUGAACAAUUUUCUUGAGGCAAUGCUCUUCUUGGAGAAGUCUGAAAGUGAAAAGAAGACUUUGUUAGAAAAAGUUGCUCAACUAGAAGAUCUCUGUGAAAAAAAGGAGAAGUUCAUUCAGUCCAAUAAAAUGAUAGUUAAAUUCCGGGAAGACCAUAUAGUUCGCUUGGAGAGACUACAUAAAGAAGCAGGUGGCAGUUUAUUGCCCAAAGAGCAGGACGACCUCAUCAACGAACUGAGAGAAGAAUUGAAGACAUUAAGACAACAAAUGGAUCAACACCCACGAAUUGCAAAGUAUGCCAUGGAGAAUCAUAACCUUAGAGAGGAGAAUAAAAGACUUCGUUCCUUACCAUCUGUGAGAAGGGUUCAAGAAAUUGAUGCUCAAACUACUGCAGAACUAGAAAAGGCUUUUUUGGAGACUUCAGCCACAGAGAAAAAUAACAGAGGUCAUCAUUUGUAUUCCAUCACCACCAUAUCAACUGAAAACAAUUCUGUGGCAUCACUUGAAAGGCUGAAAGCACAGCUAGUGCACACUCAGAGUGAACUGGCAAGUUCGAAACAAGAAUAUGAAGAAUUUAAAGAGCUAACCAAGAAAAAACAUCUGGAAAUGGAGUCAGACCUUCAGUCCCUUCAGAAAGCAAACAAGCAUCUUGAAAACAUUCUGGAGGCAACUAAGGCUCACAAACGCCACGCUCUCUCUCAACUGAAUAAAAUGCACAGAGAAACUCUUAAGAACUUGACUACUCCGACAAAGGCUUACCAACUAAGGUCCCGUCUGGUGCCACGAGUAAGCCCCGAGAACUUGGACUUUGAUUCUCUAGCUAUCCAGAGUCCCGAGAUGAUUGAUGAUAUUUUCAAAGAACCAGUUCCACCAGAGAUGAAUGAACAAGCCUAUGAGGCCAUUGCUGAGGAACUCAGAGUGGUGCAGGAACAACUGAACAUUCUUCAAAAAAAGCUAGAUGAGGAGGAAAGUAAAAACAUAAAACUUCAGCAACAUAUUAAUAAACUCGAGCAUCAUUCUACACAAAUGCAAGAGCUUUUCUCAUCAGAAAGAAAUGAAUGGAAUAAAGAAAAACGGGAGCUCUUUGAACAGAUAAAAUUGCUUGAAAAGCAACUUCAAGACACUCAAAGCAAGAAUGAUAUAUUAAUGAGUGAAGUCCAUGAUUUACGCAUUGUCCUGCAGUCUGCAGACAAGGAGCUGUCUACUGUAAAGGUGGAGUAUAACACAUUCAAAGAAAAACAAGAGAAGGAAAUGAGUCAGCUUUCUGAUAGACACAUGAACGUGCAACUCCAGCUGGAUAAUGUCAGGCUAGAACACGAGAAGACUCUUGAGGAAAAAGCAAGCCUUCAGGAUGACUAUGACAAUCUGCAGGAAGUAAUCAAGUUCGAGACGGAUCAGCUGAAGCGCCAGCUUGAGGAGAGCAAGCAAGAAAAUGAAGCACUGAAAACUGAGCUUUGUAAUCUCUUGAAACUUUUGGAAACAGAAAAAGAACAUAAUCAAAAACUGACACUGAAAUUACAAGAAAACAAAGAAAAUAAUUCAAAGAAGUUCUUGAAAACCCUUGAAAAAGCAGAGUUGGAGAAACAGUCUUCUGAAAUAGUGGCGAGGCGUGAACAGCAGGAAGCAGGGCUACAAAAACUGGAGCAGAAACUGGCUGCUGCUGAAGAAGUUAUAGUUUCUCUGGAGAAGACAAAUGCUGCUGAUAAGGAGGUUGUAACUGACUUGAUGAGCCAAAUCCAGGAGCUGAGGACACUGAUCAGUCAUAAGACAGAGUCCAUAGAGGGACUGACAAGAGAGCUGGAGGACAUAAAUUUCAAGUAUAAUGAUGUUUUGAUUGCAAAAGAGGAGAGCAAAGUAAUCAUAGAGGAACAGGAAAGGCAAAUUGAGAGACUGAGAGAAGACUUGGAAAGAAAACAGGCAGCUGAUGAUAUUGAGAGAGAUCUCCUACUUGAAGACCUGAACCAUACCACUGAGCAACUAAACAAGUUAACAGAAGCUUCUAAACAUCAUGUUGCAUUGCUUCAGAGUGCACAAGAAGAUUUAGAAAAAAAAGAUGCUGUAAUCCAAGAAUAUAGAGAACAGCUUGACCAAAAGGUGGAGGAAUUGGAAAAGAGGAAGAAUGAAUAUGACCUAAAAAUAAAACAAAUGGACUGUUUUGUGGACUCCUCUCUGUCAGUAGCACAGUGUCCAAGAACUCCUCCUAAUUUUAAUCUAAAUCUGGCAAAACUUUUGGAAACUCAGGAGCAGGAAAUAGCAGACAGGAGAGCUUCUGCAGUUACUCUGGAGCAUCUUGUAUCUAAAUUGAAUGAAGAAAGAACAGAUAAAAAUGAUGAAAUCCUAAGGCUGAAGGAGCAGUUAUGUGAACUGGAAAACACGCGCCUGGAAAUGCUGUCGUUAAUGGAAGAAAACCGGAACCUACAGGGUCAGAUUGAAGAGGCUCAGAGACAAUGGAAAAACAGGGAUCACAAACAUCAGAGUGAGGAGCAUCUAAAAGAGACAGAGAAGGAAAUUGCUGAAGAAAGACUAGCAAAGAAUAAAGCAAUGGAAGAAAUACUGAAAAUGAGAUCUGAACUUGAAGAGACUAAAAAUGCUCUUAAAAACACAGAGUGUGUCUGCCUUGAAAUGACCAUGGAAAUAAAACGGACAAGAGCUUUGGAGUCUAAAGCAUUUCAGGAAAAAGAAGAAAUUAGAUCAAAACUGGAAGAAACAUAUGAAGAGAGAGACAAAAUUGAAAAGGAGAUGGACUUUCUAAGGAAGCAAGUAGAUUCACUCACUUUGGAGAAUGGGAAGCUAGUAGGCCAUCAAAACCUAAACCAGAAGAUUCAGUAUCUUGUGAAACUGAAAAAAGAGAAUGUCAAACUUAUUGAGGAGGUUGAAAAACUGCGUAUUGAAAAUGCUGUGUUGAAAGAAGCGAAAAAAUCUGAAUGAUGUAAGGAAUUAUAAGCUGCAGUACCACAGUUCCCAAAUAUCAUUGUACAAAAAUGUCCAUUGAUUUAAAAACCCAGAACUGCCUGUUUUAUAAAAGUCAUCCUUCACUGCUGAGCCAUAGCCCUUCAUCUGAUAGAUUCAAGACAACUAGGUAUGUCAAUCUGUGUAUUGUGCCAGAUAGUAGCUUUUAGUGGAGCAUCAGUCCCAGCUCAUCCAACAACUUUUCAGCGCCUUCUGAACGUCCUCAUCCUGAAGGUGCUCUACAGUCUUAUCUGAAUACCCUAUUUUGUGCUGAAAGACUUUGUUGCAAUUGUGCCUUGUGAAGAAAAAGUGGUUCGUUUUCACUGAAACGUCUCAUCUUAUUUCUUUCUGUCCUUCAGAUUCCUCUCCCCCUCACCCCAAAAACAUUCUUUCUUCAGCAGAUGAAUUUGUGGAAAGAUGCGAAUUCCCACAAGCAACUUUUGUAAUAUUUUUAUCUGUUUAAAUAGUGCAUGUUCAUGCUGUUGUGAUUAAUCCGUCAAAAAUUAAUGCUCAUUCCUUGAAAAUAUUUUGUACUAAGGCUUUUUCAACAAAGCAAUAAUGUCAAUUUUAAUAAUAAACUGAUAUGUAAAUAGUACUGUUAAGGUGGUGGAAUUUGUGGUAUUAUAUUUUUUUGCUCUCAUUUUGCUCUCUUGUUUGGAAUUCAGAUGCUUUUAAACCUAACUUUUUUCUCUCCCUCUCUAAGCUUAGAAAAUGACCUUUGCAGUGGUGGACACUGUUCUUACAUUUGCUUUGUGGAGACUGCCUUCAUUGCUUAACUUGCUUAAACACUAUAUAACUAAUUUUUCUCGAGCAGAAGUCGGUCUUGUCACAAUAGUGUUAAUGUGUGGAAAGUGCAUCUUCUAAGAUUAUAGCAGAACCUCAUUAAUCACACUGAGGAUUUUACAGACUGAAAAAUUCAGAUAAGCAAAAUGUAAAUUAGUUGAUAUACCACAAAAUAUUCAUUGGAUAAAGAUGUAAUAAAGUUCAUUGGAUAAAGA
Molecule: messenger RNA, 5274 nt
Organism: Alligator mississippiensis (American alligator)
Lineage: Eukaryota; Metazoa; Chordata; Crocodylia; Alligatoridae
Gene: KIF15
Product: kinesin family member 15
Exons: 35
Coding region: 74-4255 (1393 amino acids)
Biological process (GO): microtubule-based movement
Molecular function (GO): ATP binding; microtubule binding; microtubule motor activity
Source: RefSeq, a predicted model, not a curated record